AUGGACGAGGAAGUGGUGCAGAAGCGGCUGUCGCGAAUUGAGAACGACAUUGGCGAGAUGAACAAGCUCAUCGACGCAAACCUGGCAGAGACGGCAACGACGACGACGGCAGAACCGGCAGAACCGGCAGAGCCGGUGGAGCCAGAGACGGCGACAGAGACAGAGAAGACGGCGACAGAGGCAUCAGAAACAACCACAACCACGAAUUCAGAUGAAUCUACCGCGACUACGAAUACAAGCGAGACUAAAGCGACAGAUACGACCACCACAGAGACAGAGCCCACUGCUCAACCCGCUACAGAACCCACUGUCGUGGGCCCUGCAGUGGGCUCCGCAGACUCUGAUGAGUGGGAAGAAGCUUCCGACGAGGAUGCCCACGACGCAGCCGUCCCUGAACCUGCACCUGCCCCUCCAGUGGAGAAGAUCGUGCUGCCGAAGCACGGUGCAGGUACAGAAGCAGUAUCCUCAGGCCCUGCUGCUGUGGAGUCGCCCGCUACUCGCCGCAAACCUACAAACCCGUUCCGUGUCGUGUCCGUGACGAACUCGUCCAGGUCCUCGAGCGGUGCGAACUCGCGGGUCACAAGCGCGCAAUCCGGUACACCAGCUUGGCGACACGCUAGUGGUGGUGACAGCGUCCCCCCCGACGCAAGCAUCACGAAGCUCCAGGCACGACACGAGUACCUGAUCGACAAGUGCGGCAAACUCUCGAAGGAGAUCGCGUACCUGCGCGGGAUGGAGGACCAAGGAAUGCUCGAGCUGGGCGACGCGAAGAGACUCGACGGUGCCCUGCAGAAGCUGCAGGACUACCUUGACGCGAAGACGAAGGAACGGUACGACGUCGGAGUGCUCCUCAGCAGGAAGCUCCGGAGACAGAUCAACCUGGGCGAGAACGGCGAGUUCUGGAUCAGCAAGAAGUAA
Huiozyma naganishii CBS 8797 is the source of this 918-nucleotide messenger RNA. It is a transcript of the gene BNI5, whose product is annotated as Bni5p. Bases 1 to 918 code for a protein of 305 amino acids. The record is from RefSeq and is a predicted model, not a curated record. The transcript has a single exon. NCBI's taxonomy places the organism in Eukaryota, Fungi, Ascomycota, Saccharomycetes, Saccharomycetales, Saccharomycetaceae.